AGACGAGUUAAAGCUGAUGUCUUAUCACAAUUACCAGCGAAACGUCGUGAAUUAGUUGUUCUAGAUCCAAGUAUAAUUAAAAAAGGAAGUCUUGGUAGACAUGCGAAAACAAUGUUAACGGAUAAAUUAUCGAGUAAAGAGAAACGUUCUGCUCUGUUUGAAUACUUCCAUGCAACUGGUGCGGUAAAACUUCCUGCUAUAGAACAAUACGUUUUAGAUUUAAUUGAAUGUGGUCACAAAUUCCUACUGUUUGCACAUCAUACGGACGUUCUGGACGGUCUUGAUAAAUUACUGUCAGAAAAAUCGAUACGUUUUAUUCGUAUUGACGGUCGGACAAAUUCUGAACAAAGAUCUGUUGUUAGUCAAAUAUUUCAAAAAGAAGACGAUUGUCGUGUUGCAUUGCUUUCAAUUACUGCUGCUGGAACAG
Messenger RNA from Schistosoma turkestanicum, 427 nucleotides. The record is from the annotation of a GenBank genome assembly. NCBI's taxonomy places the organism in Eukaryota, Metazoa, Platyhelminthes, Trematoda, Strigeidida, Schistosomatidae.